Messenger RNA from Cuculus canorus (common cuckoo), 4036 nucleotides. RefSeq names its product zinc finger C4H2-type containing (gene ZC4H2). Bases 108 to 782 code for a protein of 224 amino acids. Lineage: Eukaryota; Metazoa; Chordata; Aves; Cuculiformes; Cuculidae. Gene Ontology annotation, cellular component: nucleus. The record is from RefSeq and is a predicted model, not a curated record. Gene Ontology annotation, biological process: positive regulation of neuron differentiation. The transcript is spliced from 5 exons.
GGGCGCAGGCGCAGCCGCUCGGCCUUGUGGGGGCUGCGGUCCCAGCGCCCGUCGGGCGCAUUUCCGCGCCGCUUUGUGCCCCUGACGGGAGGUUUGAGCUGAGAAGCAUGGCAGAGGAGCAAGAGAUUAUGUGCAAACUGGAGAGCAUCAAGGAGAUCAGGAAUAAGACUUUGCAGAUGGAAAAAAUAAAGGCGCGACUGAAAGCAGAAUUUGAAGCCCUGGAAUCCGAGGAGAGGCACCUGAAAGAAUACAAACAGGAAAUGGACCUGCUGUUGCAAGAAAAGAUGGCCCAUGUGGAGGAGCUGCGACUGAUCCAUGCUGAUAUUAAUGUGAUGGAGAAUACUAUCAAGCAGUCUGAGAACGAUCUCAACAAGCUCUUGGAAUCUACUCGUCGCCUGCAUGAAGAGUACAAACCCCUGAAGGAGCAUGUAGAUGCUUUGCGGAUGACUCUGGGAUUGCAGAGGCUGCCAGAUCUGUGUGAGGAGGAAGAGAAACUGUCCCUUGACUACUUCGAAAAGCAGAAAGCGGAGUGGCAGACAGAACCACAGGAGCCUCCCAUCCCAGAGUCUCUGGCUGCAGCUGCAGCAGCUGCCCAACAGCUGCAAGUGGCCAGGAAACAAGAUACUAGACAGACAGCAACUUUCCGGCAACAGCCACCGCCAAUGAAGGCAUGUUUAUCGUGUCACCAACAAAUUCAUCGGAAUGCACCUAUAUGUCCACUCUGCAAAGCAAAGAGCCGAUCUCGGAAUCCCAAAAAGCCCAAGAGGAAACAGGAUGAAUGAAACCCCGACCACUGACAAGCAAACACGCAACCUGUUCCAGUACUUUUCCAGUAGAACUGCAGAUGUGGCGAGACUUCGCUGAAGUGCAGACUCGAGUGUGACUGACCCGUUGUUUUCUAUUUAAUGCAAAGUAAGCACAAUGUUCCUGUCCUGUCUUAAUUUCCUUCCAGUCCUUAGGAUUUGGUUUUAGGAAAGUUAAGUAUUACUGGUGCUACAGUUUUAACAUUUCAAUCAUUUCAUCUUUUGGACUCCUAAACAAAGUAGAAUUCACAUGCAAGUAUCCUAAAUGCCAGGCUAUUCCUGCAGGCCAAACGUGAUUACCACAAAUGCUUUUAUGUUCUCUUUUUAAAAACAGAUGUUACUGAAAGAUUAUUUUGUUUUUUCCUCAUAACGGGAGACUAUUUGAAGUGCUGAAAUAAGAACGAAUUUUUUUUUUUUUCGUAAGCUAGUAAGACUGUAUAGGUUUGGGUAUCCAGUAGAGCUUUUCUUCUACAGGAAAUGUUCAGGGGGAAAAAAGAAAUUGGUUGUACAGGAAAUCCAUGCAUUAAGGAGACUUGAGUUUUGAUUUCCUGGAGUUUGGUUGUACCAUUCCCUCAAACGUGACUUAAAAUUUGGAAGGGGCAUCAAGUCGCUGACUGUGUGUGAAUUUCUAAAAAUUAUGUAAUUUGUGAUAUUUAACGUUGUAAUAUGGUGUUAUUUUCAGCAAUCAGAAGACUGAUUGACUGAAGUGCAAGGCUGGAAUGAACUGUAUUAGUGGUCCUCCUAGGCUGUAUGGCCAACCGGCUCUCUGUGGUUCUCUAGGAAACAUGCAUGAAAUAUCCCAAAUCUCUAUGGGCACAGACUGCAACAUGAGCCAUUCUGCAUGUCUUCUAUUCCUGGUUUCUACAGCCAGAGUCUCCCUUGGCAGAUAUAUCCUCCAUUGGAGCACAGGGAAGUUCAGUAACGUACACCAGGAACAGUGUCAGCUCAAAAUGAUGUAUUUCACCAGAACUGCCUGGCUUUGGUUUCGUCGUCCUGCCUCAACCAAAUCUUCCUAUUUUUGUAUGUUUUAAUAGGUAAUUUUCAAUUAAGCUUUGUUUCAGCCCUACUCUUUUCACGCUCUUUAUGUGUACCAAAAGAAUCCUUACUAAAGGAUGGCUUAGACUGCUCCCUGAAACUGUAUCUUCCUUUUGUUUCACCUCAUGCAAUACCAGCCCCUCCAGUGGGGAGGAUGGCAGUGACCCACUUGCUUGUUUCCAAAUCUGGUUUUGUCCUUGUCUAAGUUGAUUUCAAGUAUUAAAUAUUCUUUUCACUAACUUCAGCAGGCAGGGACUCUCUAUUUACAUUCUUCUCUCAUUAGCCCAGCUUUUCUUCUGCUGUUAUGCUGGAGUGGUUACAUUGAGAGCUUUGCUUGUUCAAUAGGAAGAGCAAGAAAGUCCCAAGUCUCUGGUCAGAACUUUGCCAAAUGGUGAGGACUGUAUGCAUCCACAUAAACCAAUUUUACUGGCCAAAUCACAUACUUUGUCAUCAAUUUCCCAACUCUGCCGUGAAGUACACAAGUAUUUUAUUGAAUAUAGUCCUAUAAUUAAUGCCAAGUUCACUUUGUAUUCUCCCAUUUUAAUGUUUCAUAGCCAAAUAAGCUAUCUGUCAAUAACAGACAGUAUGCUACUGUGAAGAGCAGAUUCUGCUGACUGAAGUACCGGUCUUCAAAAUCUCCGAGAUAGCAAUAAUGGAGGAUAGUCUGACCCAAUGCUCCAAAUGUAGUAUGCACUGACUCUAUUGUUAUGCAUUUUUCCUAACACAGGAUUCUAAUUGUAACGUUCAGAGCAGCCACAGGCUGUGUGCCCUGUUCAGAGCUAUUCCUAUUGAGCCUAAGGGAAAAUGCACACAGAACUAAAGGACAGUAUACAGACUCUUCCCGAGUGCAUGCAUGAGAGCAGCAUACUUCAAUGCCAAUUGUACAUAAAUUUAAAAAGCAGUGACAGUGGAGAAUGGGCAAAUGUCUGCAAUGAAGUAGUGCAAAUAGAAGGAUAGAUUUAUAGAAACUUUGACUUACAGUUCUGAAAUGAACGGGGUUGGUCAUAGCUGCUCUCACUUCACUGUUACUGUGCCAGGUUUCUUUCUUUCUUGGGAUAUCUCUAGAGCUCUAAACUGAAGUAUGCUUAAGGGUGCCCCAUUUACUAAUUUAGUGUGGCAUUUUUGUAACUUUACUUUUUUAAACUAGUCUCUUGUGCCCUCAUGUUUAACAGGAUUUGUCUUUUUUAAAUUAGAAGAAAUGUGGAUAUGACAUACUGUGUUUGUCAUAUAUACUGUUUUGCCAUAUGUCAUGUACUAGUGUUUACAAACCUGUUUUCACAUCUUAUGAAGUUCUGCCAUGUGAGUAGCCUGAGAAUGAGUCUGACUGUCAGCGGUGUGCCCUGGAAGCCCAAAGGGCUGACCAUGUCCUGGGGUGCAUCAAGCACAUAUCACAAGCCAGUCGAGGGAGUGGAUUGUCCCACUCUGUGCUGCACUGGUGCAGCCCCACUGCAAGUCUUGUGGGCGGUUUUGGGUGCCUCAAUACAAGAUGGACAUGUAACUAUAUGAAUGUGUUCAGAGGAGGGCAGCCGAGACAGUGAAAGUCCUCAAGAGCAAGACUGGCGCAGAGUGGCUGAGGUCACUGGGUUGGUUCAGCUUGGAGAAGGGAAGGCUGGGGGUGACCUCAUUGCAGUCUGCACCUUCCUGGAGGGGGGCUGUGGAGGGAGAGGAACUGUUCUCUCUCUGGUGAUCAGUGAUAGGACACAAGGAAAUAGAAUGGAGCUGUAUCAGGGGACGUGCAGGUUCAACAUUCAACAUUCAGAAAAGGUUCUUCCCUGAGAGGGUGGUCGGUCACUGGAGCAGGCUCCCCAGGGACUUGGUCACAGCACCAAGCCUGUCAAAUUCAAGGAACACCUGGACGAUGCUCUUGAUCAUACAGUUCAGUGUUGGUAGUCCUGUGAGGAGCAGGGACCUGGACUCGAAUAAUCCUUAUGGACCCCUCCCAGCUCCAGAUAUUCUAUGAUUCUAAGUAUUGCAAGGAGACAAAAUCUGUAUUUAUGUGUUAAGGGAUCCUGGGGUGGGUAGAGGGGGGGGAAGCAGUAUCUUUCAUAGGGAACCAGCAUUCUCCUUUUCUCUCACAGAUCAAUUAAGGAAGUGUAACUGAAGAGCUCUUCUCAUGACAGACCUAGGCCCUUUUGUCCCAGGCACCAUUCUCAAGAGACUAGAGGGAUAAUGAAGUAUUCAUUCCUUGUCUUUUUAAU